GUGUAAAUACUGCGCGUUGCGUCGUUACGUAGCGCGGGAAUUUGAAGGCACCGAGAUCAAAAUGGCGGAACAACAACAAGAAAAGUGUCCCGAUGCAAGAAGUGGAAAUGUCGGUCAAACGUCAGACGAGAUGGAAGUGCAAGAAAACCACAAGGAAAUCAAAAGAAAACACAAUGACUGUCCAAGUUCAGAAAUACCCCCAAAGUCUCCCCGUGUGACGUCUCCCUCUAUAGAGGAUGACGUAGAUCUGGAAGUUAACACAGAAGACACUGCUGCCAAACCCAAGGAAGAUCCAGCAUUGAGCCCACGCUCAAAGAGCAAAUCUUGGAGGCGAUCGACACGAAGCAGGCGGUCCCUACCUGCAUUUCCCGGUGCCAUUCAAAACCUGUGCAAGUCUAUCAGCCUGUCCUUAUCUGAGGAGGAAAGAGCCGAGAAAUUAAUGGAAGCAGCUAUGAAUAUAGCUGUGGAGAAACUUCAGAAGGCUAUGGUCACUGUGCCGGGUGCAGAUCUAGAGAUAUUCCAAAAGCAAGUGGCAACCUUAAAAGAGCAGUGGCCUCGAGUGGCAAAAGAAAUACGUGAAGAAAGCAGCAAAAUUGAGCAGGGAAAAGAAGAAAAUAACAAAACCAAACCAAGUAACCCUAAUCCUGAAAGGACUGUGACUCUGUGCGCCAAUGCAAUCAAGAGGUUGGAGACUGAGAGUGCAAUGUGGGACGCGCUGCUUGAAAAGCAUAAAUCCAAAGCUGAACAACUAACAAAGGCCAUGGAGGAGGGGAAGGGUUUGCCUGUAGACCCCAAAUUGGUGGCACAGUCCUCACAGAGCGCACUCAUUGCCAGCAAACCAGAAUACAACGCUAUACUCUCGAGACAGACAAAACAUCUCCACACCGUGGAACUCUUGCUGAAUACCCAGAGGAAGAUGUGCAAAGAGCUGCUGUCCUUCCAGGAGAGCUGUGAGAGAGACAUUAAGGAGAUCAGUGCCAAACUGGCUGAACGGGCAGGUUUUGAUGAUAUCCCUUGUCCCUUGAAGGAUCCACACCCAGCACUGAAAGGAUCCGCACCCAGCUCAACAUCUUAAUCUUGACUCAAAAACUCCAAAGGCAUUUGUGCUGUUCAAUAUUAUUUUUAAUAUUGCCAGUCAAUGCCAGUACACAGGUCUUCAUCAAACUCAGACCAAGGUAUUUAUAAGUAAGGUUGUGAACAAUGACUUUGAUGGCUUCAUUCAUGUCCUGCCUUCAAGUUGUUGUUGUUGUUUUUUUAUGUGUUUCAUUUGCCACCAAACAAAUGUCAAUAUUUAAUCCUAUGGGCUUGUAUAUAAAACUUAAUGUUUGUUCAUAUUUGGCAAGACUGUUCUACCAAGAGUCUGACUAACCUCUGUAUGCCAUGAGCUAUUAUAAAAUACAAUACUCUUCAAUGGCCACAAGAUGGCACUAUAGUCUUGCUGUUGAUUGUAACUGGUUAUCAUGUCUGCACCUUGUCACUGUAUGUCAAACCAGAUUUGUCAUGUAACUGAUAAAAAAAAUAAAAUGGUAAGAAUAAUAAAAUCAAAGCAUUGCAAAAUGCAUUUUUGAAAUGACA
This is a messenger RNA of Engraulis encrasicolus (European anchovy), 1575 nucleotides long. RefSeq lists its product as uncharacterized. Lineage: Eukaryota; Metazoa; Chordata; Actinopteri; Clupeiformes; Engraulidae. The transcript is spliced from 11 exons. The coding region runs from base 62 to 1075 and encodes 337 amino acids. The record is from RefSeq and is a predicted model, not a curated record. Gene Ontology annotation, cellular component: MIS12/MIND type complex. Gene Ontology annotation, biological process: cell division; mitotic sister chromatid segregation.